UAAAGAAGAAAAAAACAGUCAACUUGCAAAAAGAUAACGUUAAAGUCUUUACCAACGCACGAAACGUUCCGAUACGAAAAGUCAAAUCGACGACUACCAACAAGACAUCGCCUAAUUCAACGCAGCCUCGCGAGAGAGAGGGAGAUUGGUUAUGGUGUUCAACAGUGCGGCGGUUGUGGCUGUUGCCGACGUCUCUACCGACACGUGGCAGCUGAUCUGGAGGAUUCCGUCGUCGCAGAGGAUCAAUACACAACAGCUUAUGGACAUGGCGGUUUGCUACCCGAUGUAUCAGUUGAGUCGUUUCGUUCUCUGUUUAUGGACUUUUAUGUGUCUCCCUCCUUCUGAUUCCUUCUACUCCUAUACCUAUGAAUCUCAAUCUGCUGCUCCUUCUUAUUCUUCUUCAUCGGACGCUGAUGAUGAUGAUCGACUUGCCUUUGAUCAUAAUCUCUAUAACCAUCGUUAUUAUUAUUCUGAUUCAGAUGAUGAUCGAUCUUCUUCUUCUUCGUUUAAUGACUAUUAUGACCAUUACUCCCAUUCAGAUUGAGUUUGCUGACUUUAUUUUUUAUCUUCUCUAUUAGCCUUUAUGUUUUGUGGGGGGUUUUAUGAGCUGGUUGAUUAGGUGCAGAGAUGCCCUGUUUGUUUCAUUCAAAGUUGCAACAUUUUGUUGUUUCUGAGACACUGUAAAUUAUUACACGCUUGGAUAUUCAUAAUACAUAAACAGAUAUACAAAAUCA
Molecule: messenger RNA, 734 nt
Organism: Eutrema salsugineum
Lineage: Eukaryota; Viridiplantae; Streptophyta; Magnoliopsida; Brassicales; Brassicaceae
Exons: 1
Coding region: 152-544 (130 amino acids)
Source: RefSeq, a predicted model, not a curated record